Diabrotica balteata is the source of this 1194-nucleotide messenger RNA. NCBI's taxonomy places the organism in Eukaryota, Metazoa, Arthropoda, Insecta, Coleoptera, Chrysomelidae. The record is from the annotation of a GenBank genome assembly.
UUUUUUUUAUUUACCAGAGUUAAAAUGAAAUCUACAAAUAAAAAAAUUAAAAAGAAAGCAUAUAAUGAAAGAAAAAGUAAAAAAGAGAAAUUUGGCAAGCAGAAAAUCUCAAAAAAAAUACGAACUAAACGACGGAAAGCUAAUAACAAAAGCUAUCAUAGUCUUCACAGAAAAGGAAGAAAUACCAACCUCAGCGAAGACAAAGAAUGCAAGUUUAAUAGUUACAAAGAAAUUGAGGAAUUCUUAGUUAACCUAUCUCGACUAAAUUCGACUAAUCUUCAAAUAAUAGUAAUUGGAGAAUCCCAAGAAGGAAAACCAAUUUAUUUAGUUUCAAUAGCCAAUACCGAAGAGAUUACAGAAGCUAUAUUCAUUGAAGCAGGAUCAAAUGGGGAAGAUUGUGUUGCUGUACAGUGCGCCCUUUAUAUAAUAAAAUAUUUGGUGGAAAGCGCAGGUACUUGCAAUUAUUUAAAAACUAUGAGAUAUUAUAUCGUGCCUUGUUCAAAUCCUGAUGCUUUCGAAAUAAAUAAACUUGGACAAAAGCCAUGCUUUAAUUUAUCGACCAAUUUUCCAUUACGACUAGGAAAUCUCAACAUUGAUAACAUUGACCUUCAGAGGUUUUUGGAGGCUGCUAGGAGCUGGAAGGAAAAUUAUCAGUUUAAAUCUCCUGAACAGAUGGCUCUGUUGAAAGCUCUAGCCACUUUUCAGUAUUCCAUUAAAAUAUUCAUAUCUUUGCAAGAAGAAGGUUUUAAAAUUACGUACCCGUAUGGAACAUGUAAAGAGCCUCUUCCUGAUGUUGAAGAUAUUCGAAGAAUCGCUCUUCUUACAAGAGCAGCUAACACUUUGUGCUUUCAAGUCGGUUCAAUUUACCAACUACUUGGACUAAAAUUUGGAACUAUUAUAGAUUUUAUAAGCAUGUUUUUUAACUCUAUAAAAUUUUGCUACAUCUUUCAUAUAAAUAGCAAAAAAUGCUCUUGUAAUAUACAAGAAAUUUCCGAACGGGCAAAGGAACUCUUACAAUGUUUAGCAUUGAUGGGACAAGAAGUUAUUGAAUUAUGUAAAAAGCAAUCUUCGGAUGAUAACGUUGUUGAGUUUAUAUAAUAAAACUUUCUACGUAUUUCUACAAAAUAUAUAGAAAGGUCUUGUUGCCCAAUACAAUUAUUUACAAUUUUUUAUUUAUAACUAAUAAUAAUAAAU